Acipenser ruthenus (sterlet) is the source of this 3265-nucleotide messenger RNA. It is a transcript of the gene fa2h, whose product is annotated as fatty acid 2-hydroxylase. The coding region runs from base 163 to 1287 and encodes 374 amino acids. Gene Ontology annotation, cellular component: membrane; endoplasmic reticulum. NCBI's taxonomy places the organism in Eukaryota, Metazoa, Chordata, Actinopteri, Acipenseriformes, Acipenseridae. The transcript has 7 exons. The record is from RefSeq and is a predicted model, not a curated record. Gene Ontology annotation, molecular function: fatty acid 2-hydroxylase activity; heme binding; iron ion binding. Gene Ontology annotation, biological process: fatty acid metabolic process; lipid biosynthetic process.
UAUUAAUACUGAGUUACGCUCUGAAUGCUGCAUGAUUCAUGAGCCUAUGCUAAUGAGCAGGUGGGUGUCUGGGGAGCUUAGCGGCUUUGCGAAACAGUGACUGAACUGUCUGCCCGCUCUGGGUCUCGGUAUUAUAUUGUCAGUUUUGGAGUCUGUGAGUCCAUGUCUUCCUCUGUGUCAGUUCGGUGUAUUUUGGAGUCGGAGUUAUCUCAGCACCGCUCUAAGGAGUCGUGCUGGGUGCUUGUGUCCGGCAGGGUCUACGAUGUGACGGGAUUCCUCAAAAGACACCCAGGCGGAGAAGCUCUGAUUUUGCGCCAGGCAGGGAGCGAUGUGAGCCGGGAGAUGGAAGGACCUCCACAUCGGCACUCUGAGAAUGCCAGGAGGUGGAUGGAGCAAUAUUAUAUAGGAGACCUGGUAAAGCACACUGCAGAGCCACAGACGGUGCGAGGAAGAAGGAAAGCCACAGAGUCAGAGCAUACGAAGGAAGACCAGACAGGAGCCAGCAGGUGUAGCAGUGUCAACACAGAGACGGACCUGGUGAACUGGACAAAGCCCCUGCUGUGGCAGGUGGGACACCUGGGGGAGAAGUAUGAUGAGUGGGUGCACCAGCCUGUCGACCGACCCAUUCGCCUCUUCCACUCUGACUUUAUCGAGGCCUGCUCCAAAACCUCCUGGUACAUGGUCCCUGCUGUCUGGUUACCCAUGGUAUUGUAUCUGAGCUGGUACUGCUUUACAUUGCUGGCCCAGGGAGACACAAGACUCUUCACUACUUUUACAUCCGAGUACACUAUCCUUGUGCACAAGUACAGCUUCCCCUUCUUGUUCCUGCUGGGCAUGUUCAUCUGGUCUCUAGUAGAGUACCUUAUCCAUCGCUUCCUGUUCCACAUGAGACCUCCAGCCAGUAACUAUUACCUCAUCACACUUCACUUCCUCUUGCAUGGCCAGCACCACAAGUCCCCGUUCGAUGGCUCUCGUCUGGUCUUCCCUCCAAUCCCAGCCUCCUUUGUAGUCGGGGGUUUCUAUGUCCUCGUACGUGUGCUGAUGCCCUUGGGCCUGGGCCUGUCUGUCUUUGUGGGGGGACUCUGUGGCUAUGUGGUUUAUGACAUGAUCCACUACUACCUGCACUAUGGUUGCCCAAAAAAAGGAAGCUACAUGUAUGGACUCAAGGCCUACCACGUCAAACACCACUUUGAGCACCAAAGAUUGGGCUUUGGAAUCACCACCCGUUUUUGGGAUCACCCUUUCAACAGCCUCAUUCCAGAGGAGACCUUCGGGAAAGACCACUGACUGCCAGGGACUGCACCUCCUUCUCAAGCCCCUCCCUCCCUUCCUCCUACAGACCUUCCUAGCGACUCGCCUCACUGGGCCGACGUCCCUCUGAGCAGGUCCAGGGAAGAGAUACCCAUCAAUGUUCUGUACAUGUUCAUGUAUUUGUAUUUACUACUUUCUCCAGUCUCAAAUCCUCCCUCAUCUCUUUAUCACAUAAUCACAUUCAAUCCUAGCUAACCCUCAUCCACUGGGGUCUAAUAUUUAUAUUUAUUAAUUGUUUAAAAUAGCUUUCUUAAUUAUUAUUUUUAUUUACAGUACUGUUAAUGUUUCAACACUGACCCAUUGGGUUACACAUGAGAAUACAAACCUGAAAUCACUAGAAUCUAAAGGGGUGGUGGUGGUGAAACUGGAUACAUUGUUAAGCAGGAAGCCAGCUACCCAGUAGAUGAAGGAAUAAUUCAUUCAGCUGCUCUGUAACAUGGCUUUAUACAGAAAACAAGGAGUACCAUAGAAACACAACUCUGAAGGCUAUGCAGGAUGUGCCAAGUUUCUGAAUUCUCAGGGCACUACAUGAGAGCCAGCCUGUUGUUAUGUCACUCACCCAAAAAAAGAACGGAUACCCAUGAUAUAGGGCAUUUGUGACCAAUCUGUUCUUGUAUUUUGUUUAAUUAGUUAAGUUGCAUUAUGUUCUGCUAUUUAGUUAUAUCUUUUAGACUUGCCAAAAGUGCACAUACAAUAGUCUACUGAUUUAAGACUGACAGUAUAGCCUGUGGAGCAGUACUGCUGUAGAGGAUACACUGCAUCUUCUGUUAGGCUGCAGCAUUAGAGUGGCAUCAUUACUCUGUAUGUGGAUGCGAGUUUCCCCCGAAAGGGUGUCUACUAAGAAUUAGGGAUGGUGUGCAACUGUCGGAAAUUAGAAGCCAUAACAUCUGUGGAUAUUUUUGGGAGACGUUCUACAGGGACCUGCAGAGGACAUGGAGUCUGAUGUAGUUAAAUCUCCUUUAUAUAAAGCAUAGGCUAGUUCAGCCCUCUAUACCCCUGAAAGUAGAGGAGCUGUCUGUCCCCAGCACCUGCAUUACAUCUCACUUGAAUUAUAAAAUGAUGGGAAAGUGGUGGCUUGAACUAUUUUAUUUCUUAUAUACCUUUAUUGUUAUUUAACUGUUCAGAGUAUUACUUCUUCAUGCAAGAGGUAAUCCUAUGUGGUGACUCUUUGUUAGAGAAAUGCUAGUGCAGGGAAAUUGACACAUGGCUGACUCCUCUGCAUGCAUUGGAUUUGAAUGCAAGGUCGUUGCAGAAACUGAACAAACAAAAAACAAAAAUGUCCACAGAUUUUUAUUUCUUUGUCCUGAGUUUUUGUAAUGGCGAAUAAGCUGUAAAUGAAAUUGUGAUUUAAAUCUUAAAUCUGAAAGCGUUUUUAUGUGUGAUGUGUUUCCCAGUGAGGACUGAACCUUGCCUGGUUCCUCUUCUCUAGUCCUGCAUCCUCUGCUAUACUCAGCACCUGCUUAUGAGUCAAACUGACAAGACCACAUCAGAGCAGGAUGAAGGGAGGAGGGGGAUAAGGCAGAAAUCCACUAUAGUAAAAUAAAAAUAUAGAAAAUGGGCAUGGUUAGGAAACAUCCAGGCUGAGAUCUGAGAAGUGGUAGGAUUCUGUUAAUGUAGGUCUGAGAUUUUAACCUGAAGUUCACUUACAUGCAUGUUCAGUGUAAAGGGAGAGUCUACCUUUACACCAUUUUCAAAACCAAGCCUUCAUCUUUAAAUGAGGGCUAACCAAGCUCUAACAUUAAUAAAAAAAAAAACACCUUUCAUAGUGGAUUUCUGGUUUAUAUGUACAUUUCCAAAAGCUCUAUUGUAAAUGUAUAUAAUUUCUCAACAGCUUCAAGUCACUUUCUGAAUCUGUUUACUACGAAAUAUUUUUUUACAUUUUUUUUUUUUGGAACAUAAUAUUUCUAUGCAAAUGGUGAACUGCAAUUGUAAAUAAAUAUAUGUAUAUUUCGAA